Messenger RNA from Nicotiana tabacum (common tobacco), 2249 nucleotides. NCBI's taxonomy places the organism in Eukaryota, Viridiplantae, Streptophyta, Magnoliopsida, Solanales, Solanaceae. The record is from RefSeq and is a predicted model, not a curated record.
GUACAUGGCCCUGGUGCUGAUAUAGACACUCUAUGUGUAGGACCUAGACAUGCGACUCGUGAUGACUUCUUUGGCGAACUUCAUAGGAUGCUUGAAGAGAUGCCUGAAAUACAAGAACUUCAUCCUGUACCUGAUGCUCAUGUUCCUGUUAUGAAGUUCAAGUUUAAUGGUGUUUCUAUAGACCUUCUUUAUGCAAAUGUAGCACUCUGGGUUAUUCCUGAGGAUUUGGAUGUUUCACAGGAGUCCAUACUACAGAAUGUGGAUGAGCAGACUGUUCGUAGUCUUAAUGGAUGCAGAGUAACGGAUCAAGUUUUGCAUUUAGUACCCAAUAUCCAGAGUUUCCGCACCGCACUGAGAUGCAUGAGACUGUGGGCAAAAAGGCGUGGAGUUUACUCAAAUGUUACUGGAUUUCUUGGCGGUAUUAAUUGGGCAUUGCUUGUUGCUCGGAUUUGCCAACUUUAUCCAAAUGCAGUUCCUAGCAUGUUGGUCUCUCGGUUUUUUAGAGUCUACAGUUUGUGGCGCUGGCCAAACCCAGUUUUGCUGUGUCCAAUAAAUGAAGGAUCUCUUGGGCUUGCUUAUUGGGAUCCUCGGAGGAAUUUCAAAGAUAGGCAGCAUCUAAUGCCGAUAAUAACUCCAGCAUACCCCUGCAUGAAUUCUAGCUACAAUGUUUCAACCAGUACCUUGCGUGUCAUGACAGAAGAAUUUCAGAGAGGGAAUGAACUUUGUGAGGCAAUAGAAGCUAACAAAGCUAGCUGGGAAAGUCUUUGUGAGCCUUUCGCUUUUUUUGAAGCCUAUAGAAACUAUUUGCGGAUAGACAUAGCUACAGAAAGUGAGGAUGACAUGAGGAAAUGGAAAGGAUGGGUUGAAUCUAGGAUACGCCUGCUUACUCUAAAGAUUGAGAGAGACACUGCUGGUGUACUUCAAUGCCAUCCACAUCCGGGUGAAUUUUCAGAUAAAUCUAAGCCGUUUCACCAUUCUUAUUUUAUGGGAUUACGUAGAAAACAAGGUACAAAUCCUCAACAAGGCGAACAAUUUGAUAUAAGGUUGACAGUUGAGGAUUUUAAGCGAGAUGUCUAUGCAUAUUCUUUUUGGACAUCUAGCAUGUGGAUUCAUGUGUGUCAUGUCAGACGAAAAGACCUUCCUAAUUUUGUCUUCCCUGGAGGAGUGCGUCCUGCUCAGCCUGCAAGAAGUGAAAGUCGUUCAGUUUCAAAAUCACUUGGUUCUGCUAAGGCAACAUCUGUAGAUGCUGCUUUUAGCAGAAAGAGAAAGCACGACGAAGUUAAUACAGGUUUUACCUCAAAAGAGUCUUGCCUGGCCAUGAGUAGCAGUGAUGCCAGCUCACCAGGUGAAACUAGAGAGUUGAAGCGAUUUGAAGCUGAUAUUGGUGAUACCUUGAAUAGUGGUGGGCUUGUUGAUAACCAAAUUGAAGUUUCUGUCAAAAGCAUGUUGCCUGUGCCUUCAUCAUGUGCAGCUGUAACAGAGACAAUAGCAGUCAAGCAAUCUGCAGAACCGACUGUGGGCCAUCAAAGUGGAUCUCAUGGUUUUGAAGAUCCUGGGGAUGAACUGGAAUUGACAAAUGGAGUCAAGCAUUUUGAUGGGGCAAAUGAACUGCAGAUGGAGCCCCCAACAGCAGAGGAAAUGGUUGAGGCAACAACAUCAGAGGAAAAGGACAGAAUUGGUGGUUCUAGCCAUAAGGUCCUACAAAGCGAGGGCUUGGAAGAACUUGAGCCGAUUGAGCUAGCAGCACCGUCCUCCAGCAUUGCUUCUGAAGCAUUUGUGGUUCCUCAGAAGCCUCUCAUUAGGUUUAAUUUUACUUCUUUGCGGAAAACAACUGAGAGCACAUGAAGAAAUGUGCACUGACCACAUGCUGGAGAUUGGAAGUAUAUCGAAAACUUUUUUACUGAAAGCAUUAGAGAUGAAUGAAGAAGAAGCGGGAGAAAAAAAUGGAAUAAGGACAAAAAGCAGAGCUAAAAUCCAUUUUUGGCUGGAGGUGCGACUACAUCUUGCAAUUUCUUAGGCUGAGCCAUGAUUUCUAAAGCAAAAAAAGAGAUAAGGAAAAAAGAAAAAAGAACUGAAUCCAAUUUUGACUGAAAUUGGUAUUUCUUGUAAAUUAUCAGUUGUUUGGAGAAGUGCCUUUUUGGGUGCUGAUUGUAAAUUACAUGGAUAAUAUCUAAAUAAUGUGUACCCGAAUACUAUGUUUUGUAUAUUUAAGUUAUGGAAAAUUUUGAAAUGUGGAUUUGCUUCUACGA